Molecule: messenger RNA, 5567 nt
Organism: Sycon ciliatum
Lineage: Eukaryota; Metazoa; Porifera; Calcarea; Leucosolenida; Sycettidae
Product: kinesin-like protein KIF14
Exons: 38
Coding region: 136-5067 (1643 amino acids)
Biological process (GO): microtubule-based movement
Molecular function (GO): microtubule binding; ATP binding; microtubule motor activity
Source: RefSeq, a predicted model, not a curated record
CACAGCUAGCACUUCAACAGCUUCAUGACUUUGUCAAGAAGUAAAACUAACUUUUCUGACAAGAAAUUUCAGUCUCCCUCACUCUGUCCCAGUGCUGAGCUCAAAGAUAUUUUAUAGAAAGAGCUGCUUGGCUGCAUGGCCAUGUCGUCGGCCAAAGCACGGCGCACAAGCUCCUCCCUGAGCCAAAGCACUGGCAGAAAGCGCUCCGCUCCCCCUCAGUCGUUGCCUGCGCCCAAUGGCGAAGACUCGUCUGUGGCGGUGGCUGUUCGAGUGAGGCCGUUCCUGCCAAGGGAGGUUGAGUCCAGUCAAACAUGUGUGGUUGGCAUGCGAGGUCAGGAGGCAUGGGUGACAUCAGAAUCGGGCAAUCAGCAUCGCUUCGCAUUUGACCAUUCCUUCUGGUCGUUCGACGACAAGGAGAACACGUUCUCUGACCAACGAGUUGUUUACGAGAAGCUGGCUCGCCCACUUCUCGAGUGUUCUUUUGAUGGCUACAAUACUUGUUUGUUUGCAUAUGGGCAGACUGGCUCCGGCAAGUCUUACUGCAUGAUGGGUGAGAAGGAGGAUCGUGGCGUUAUUCCCCGGUUUGGCGAGGAGCUCUUCGAGAGAAUCAUCCAGGAUCAGUCCGCCGAAACAACGUACAAGGUGGAGAUCAGCUUUUAUGAGAUCUACAACGAGCGAAUCCACGAUCUCCUUGCCUCUGCCAAGGGCAGAGCGAAGCCACUACGAGUGAGAGAGCACGCUUCGCUGGGCCCGUUUGUUGAAGAUUUGUCCAGUUAUGUGGCAUCAUCAAAUGAAGACCUGCAGGGCUGGGUCAGUCUGGGUAACAAGCAUCGUGCCACAGCAGCCACUGGCAUGAACGACAAGUCCAGCCGCUCACACUCCGUCUUCAUGAUAGUGCUGACUCAGACCAAGACGCAGGACGAGCAAGAGCUAUGCCGGACAAGCCGAAUCAACCUGGUCGACCUGGCGGGCAGUGAGCGGACUGGCAAAUCGGGUACCACAGGGGACAGACUGAAGGAAGGUGCUAGCAUCAAUAAAUCUCUGCACACGCUGGGUAUGGUGAUCUCUGCGCUGUGCGAGCGCUCGACAAACAUCAAGAAACGGGUGUUCAUCCCGUACCGUGACUCUUCUCUCACAUGGCUGCUGAAGGAAAGUCUGGGUGGCAAUUCGAAGACGGCCAUGAUAGCCACGGUCAGUCCAGCAAUGUCUAACUACGAGGAGUCUCUAAGUACACUCCGUUAUGCCGACCAAGCCAGGUCCAUUGUCAACGUGGCUCGCGUUAACGAGGAUGCCACCAGCAAGCUGAUCCGGGAGCUGCGUGAGGAGAUCGAACGUCUUCGUCUGCAGUUCAAGAGUGCCACGCUCGACGCCAGCAGCCUGGAGGAGGUGCAGCGGCUGCGUGAGCAGUUGAAAAUGUCCGAGAAGAUCAUGUCAGAUCACACCAGGUCGUUUCAGGAACAGCUAGUGGAGGCGGAAGCGCGCAAGGAAGAAGAAGCUGCCAAACUGAAGAAACAUGGUGUGUCGUUCAAGGUUGACAACCGUUUGCCGAAUCUUGUCAAUCUGAAUGAAGAUCCUCAGUUGUCGGAGAUGUUGCUCUACGUGAUCAAACAAGGUCGGACAACCGUCGGCCAAGAGAACAGCGGCGGUGCGCAUGACAUUCAUCUUGCUGGAGCACUUGUGGCCGAGAAUCACUGCGUUCUUGAGAAUGAUGGCGAGGCUGUACAAAUUCUUCCACUAAAUCCAGACGCACAGACCUAUGUUAACGGAGAGCUCAUCGGCGACGGUGUAACACUACAUCAUGGUGACCGUGUGGUGAUUGGCGGCGACUACUUCUUCAGGUUCAAUCACCCUGUGGAGUUGGCACAGAAUCCGGAGCGCCGCAGCACUUUAGCACCAGGGCGCGGCUUCGAGUUUGCGCAAAAUGAACUGUUUGAAGUGCAGGAUGCCAGGCUUCGUGCAGAAGUGGAGGAGGCCAGGCUCAAAGCCAAUGAAGAGGCGAUGGAGCAGAUAGCUGCAGCCAAGGAGGUGGCACAGCAGGAGUUGGAUCAGAAUCGUCAGGUGUUUGAGUCUGAGCUCCUCUCUGUCAAGGGGCAGCUGCUUGCCGAAUCGACGGACAAGAAGGAGGUGAUAGAGCGCUCAGAGCAUAAGGUGGAAGCCCUGGAGGCAGAGAAGCGGGCAUUGGAAGCACAAGUUAUUGCUCACCGUCAUCAGCUUGAAAUGGAUAGAGAAAAGCUGCGGAAGGUGUUUGAGGAAGAUCGGCAGCAGAAAACAAACCUCAUCGCCGAUUUGGAAAACGAGAGGAGGAAACUAGAGGACGAUGUAGUCAAGCUGAAGAAAUCCAAGGAGCAACGAGAGACGCUCAACGAAAUCAUGGCUACACCAGAGAAAAUCGCGACUAGUUCUGGUCAAAGCAAGCGUCUGAUGCGCUACUACAUGAUGCUGACGGAGGCCAAUAACAUCAGUGAGAGCCUGAAGAAAAGCACAUCGUUCUUCAUCGAAGCAGUUUCAGACGGCGAACCUACGCAGAUUCGGGUGCAGAACACCAAGCUUGGUAUCAGCACCAUCUGGCCUAUCAGCAAGUUUGAGCAGAAGCUGGAGAAGAUGCGCGAGCUCUUCCAGGGUGAUAGCGAGGGUGUGGAUGACAAUGACCUGUUCUAUGACCCUAAAGACGACUGGAAGAAGAGCAUACCGACAUCGCCACUUCCAGCGACACCAUCGGCUAUCAGUCAACCCCGAUCUCUGUCAAAGCGCUCCACCUCGUCCGCUGCUCUCGGAGAGCUGCCAUCGCGAAUACCGAAGUCACUGGCCGACUUGCUUCAGUCUGCCGCUACUCCGUCCUAUGCCAGUAGAUCAUCAGUAACGGAGGCCAGUCCCAUGUUGGGUGGUAGCCGCUCCUUCAUGUCUUCCACACGUGGACGACUGGACAGUGCGUUUGGAGCUACAGCGUCACCAGGCGGUCUCAGUGCGUUCUCGCUCACCCCUAUGACACAGGCUGUGGUAUCUAACCCGAUCAAGAGUGUAUCCCACCUAGCUGGCAGUGCCCGUCAACAUGUUGCUGCCGUACUCGAUGCCUUACCCACCGAAGGUGUUUCUCGGUAUUCUGUAGCUGAUGGCAUCGUGUCAGCCUGCACCAGUCUGCGUAAGGCCACUGUGGACGUGCAAGUAGUCUUUCAGAAGAUCGCCUCGAAUUCCGUAACGGCCGCAACGCAAGAAUCUCUCCAGUCGUCCUUGCUCCGGUUUUCAAGCACAUGCCGUUGUCUUGCCGAUGGUGUGUUGUCGUGGCGGCGGUUGGAGGAGUGUCGACGCCUGCAUGACCGCAGCCGGCGCAACCCUCACAUGCUGAAGGCGAUGGACAACGUGCUCUCCAGCUUACAACGAGAAACUCGCUCGAUGUGCAGUGAUGUCACUCGCUUGCUACAGGGUGUGGAGAAUGACAUAGACGCCGUGGUACGUGAUUCAGCUGCGAAGAUUCUACACAGCAUCAGUCAGGUGGUGAAGCUGGCUGGCCAGGCAUCGCUAGCUACUGCACAGUCUCCACUACUUGUUGACGGUGGCGGCAUGUCAGCAGAGACAGAGUCAUCUUCGAUGCCGCCCGGUGCUAUUAUGGUUACAGACGAGGUGUCUGGCUUUGACUGUGUGGCCGUGUUCCUGUCUGGAGCAUCGGAAUACCUCAAUGUAACAGUUGAGAAUGUCAAAGCUGCAGUGGCUGAAGGGCAUCAGCAGAUUGCCGAGCUCAGGGAACAUAAGACGUCCGUGAGUGUUGAACCUUAUCUGGACGGUGUAUCAUCGGUGCUAACUGCACUCAGAGGAUUUCUCGGCGCUUUGCAGCAACUCCAGAACAAGCUACUAGGCUGCAACAGUGCCGGCAUCUCGUUCUCCUACAGUCGUGCUGAGCAGCAGUACAGCCAGCUAUCAAUGCUCUACGCGGACGUGCUCGCACUGCCCAGGGCAACGAGUAAAGCAUUCACAGGAACUGCUGCAUCAGCGUCGUCAUCAUUAUCAUCUAGCUCAUCGUCGUCAUCGUCCGCAAGCAGUGCAGCAGCAGCAGCAGCGGUGUCAGCCACGUCAUCGCCCACCAUGGAGAAGCUGGUGAGCGUUGUGCAGUCGCUGGUACUGCAUGCCGUUGAUACUGCAGCAACAUGCCGGCCACAGCUGGAGACAGCACACGGUAGGGCACGGCGAACACUCUCCUCACCUACCAACCUCUCUCAGGAGUCCGACUCGUCUGACAUUUCCGAAACGACGGUGGCCAGCAGUGGAUCACACGCAGCGGCUGGCAACGAGAGCGAGGAUCCGGCGCGUGUGCAGAUUCUCACUGACGCUCUGCCCUCCAUUGAGUCGGCAGCUAAGGACGUAGCACGAGCAGCCAAGUCUCUAACGAAUGCUUUGAGACAGACUGGUCCGUCGACGACCAGUACACGCAACACUGCUGCUGUUCCUGCAGUCAAUACCUCCGUCCUGCCAACAACAACCGGAGCUGCGGCGGAGUUGCCGCUUGCGGCUGAGAGAGGACGUGUGGACGGUGGUGCGGCCACAACCCCUGACAGUGCACACACUGGCUCUCCGGGGACAGGACAACGGCCACGUCGACAGCUACCCUCCCUGGACAACGCCAUUCGUAAAGACAGGCAGUCCUCACCUAUGCCAGCAGCAGCAGCAGCAGCAGCAGCAGCAGCGCUAGUCUCAUCCUCUCCCUCAACACCGAGCAAGCAGAGAAGCAGCAUUGGCUCUACUGCCACGUCGUCCUCGCCAACCAAACAGAGAGCGAGCAGUACAGCAGCUGAUGGCCAUGGCAGUGCUAGUCUAGCUAUCACUUCGCCGAUGGCAUCCUCCUCACCAGUGACAGCUAGGAAACAACGGACAUCCCUGACCGUGGAAAACAGCAGCAGCAAAUCGUCGCCAAAGAACUCGACACGCGGCAAGCAGAGAGCCAGCCUAGGAGCUGACGGUGACAAGCCAUCACCACGUUCUACUCCCAAGCGCAGGCUGCCCAAAUCACCGUCAGCAUCUGCACUCGAGUUUUCAUCAUCCAAACCUAAAGACCCUAUUGUGGAGCAGGAAGUCUAAUCCAACCCACACUAGCUACUGUGCAUCAGGAAGUCAUAUUGAACUCACAACAGCUAUUGUGCAUCAGGAAGUCUACAGCAAUUGCUUGCCCAUGGAGGCAACAUUGCAGACAUGUACAACUAACUUUCUACUGUGUUUGUAGUUGCUUGAGAAGCCCACCACACAGGACCUCCUCACCACCACACAACAACAGGACAUUCUUUCUUAGCUUUUUAGCUAUGGUAUUGCGCUAACACAAGACACAAGUUGUAGCAAAUAUAUUUCAUGAGAAAGAUGUGUAUUAUAAUUUUGAACUUUAUGGGUUGGUAAUUGAAAUUUUCGAAUUGUAUACAAGGAAGAGAACUUCUUCACUUCUUCUAGUAGUUUUUUUCUAUGCUAAAAGCAGCUGUAAAAGAAAGCUAUGAACUAUGAAAUCAAGACCUGAAACCCAGCCAGUGUGGAUCAGCACCUAGAUAACAUUCUUCUCUUUGCCAAUCUCGAUGAACGCAUCCACACAGCGA